Molecule: messenger RNA, 4445 nt
Organism: Lates calcarifer (barramundi perch)
Lineage: Eukaryota; Metazoa; Chordata; Actinopteri; Centropomidae
Gene: frmd8
Product: FERM domain containing 8
Exons: 11
Coding region: 370-1788 (472 amino acids)
Biological process (GO): negative regulation of canonical Wnt signaling pathway
Cellular component (GO): cytoskeleton; plasma membrane
Source: RefSeq, a predicted model, not a curated record
ACUCAGUCUGUCAGUGUGCAUGUUUUGAAAUAAGCUCCCAACUAACACCUGGGAAUAUUUGCUUUUUAACUGUUUUAGUAGCUGUUUCAGUCAUAAACAUUUCAGUAAAUGAGGUGUAUCUAAUAUUGCGGAGUGACAGUCACACCCAGUGAAGAGUGAUUCACAACAACCGAGUCGUUCGUCCUCCGUUCGCUCUGUAACUGUUGCAGCUGCCCGGAAAGCUAGUUUUAGACAGCUGGCUAGCCAAAUACCAGCAGAAUCGGUGAUUAGCUAAUGUAUUUAGAUACGGUAUUUACAAAAUCCGCGGGAUCUCUUAUUCGGGAUAAGUAGCGAGUGGAGGAAAAUUUACGGGAACCUGGCAGAUUAGAAAUGGAAGGAGAUGACUGCAGUUUUCCUCCAGAUUCAUCAGAUGGUCACUCUCAAAGAGGAAGUGUUGCUUCCUCUGCAACACUUUCCCGUGCUCAAGAUGUGCUUGUGUACCUGUUUGGUGACAGUGCAGUCCACUUAUCUGUAGAGGGGCUUGGCAGCGUCACUGUGCAGGAGCUGGGCCGCAGUGUUCGCGAGGCUCUCCAUGUUCCUGAGUCUGCACAGGAUGCUUUUGCCUUCUGGUUGUGUUCUCCACUGCUGGAAUUGCAGUUAAAAGUGAGGCAUCAACCAUACAAACUGUGUCGGCAGUGGCAGGACCUGCUGUAUCGCUUCACCGAGGCAUCAGAGGAAGACAUUUCACAAGAUGAGCCGUGUCUCCAAUACAGACGGAAUGUGUUUUAUCCUAAAUCUAAAGAGCUUCAGAUCGAUGAUGAGGGAGUGUUAAAACUUCUGUAUGAGGAGGCCAGAAGCAACAUCCUCACAGGUCGAUACCCCUGUGAUCCUGAGCACUGGAUGGGUCUUGGAGCCUUGUCUUUUGCUCUUGAUGAGGGAACUGGUUUGGACAGCCAACAUUUUACAUCUACUAUAAGAGAGAAGAAGCUGUCCUCUUUUUUGCCCGCACAUGUUGCCAUGGGGAGUGGAGGUUUGCUCUCCACUCUGAGAGGGAAGUCGAGCCGUCAGGCAGGGCUGGAGCAGAACCUGUUGGAGGAGUACAGAAAGAUCAGCACAUCUGCCGCAAACCCUCCUGAGCCCACACAGCUCCUACACCAGUACCUCAACACAUGUCACUCUCUGCCUUAUUAUGGGUGUGCUUUCUUCUUUGGGGAGAUUGACAAACCAGUGCAAGGGAUCCUUCAAAGGGGAAAACGCAAAGCUGUCAAUGUUGGGAUCUGCCUGGAGGGAGUUUAUGUGAUGGAUGUCAAAGAGAAGCAUGUGCUGCUUGGCCUGCGUUUCAGUGAGCUCUCCUGGGACCACAGCUACCCCGAGGAGGAGGGGGACUCACACAUUUUGUGGCUGGAGUUUGAUGGAGAGGAGGAUGGUACUCCUGUCAACAAGUUGCUAAAGAUCUAUUCAAAACAAGCAGAGCUAAUGAGCGGCUUCAUUGAGUUCUGUGUGGAGCUGAAGUCUGCGUCUGAGGGAGGAGCUGCAGUUGAAACGGAUGGUGAGGCGAGUGUGUCUCAGCAGUCCGCCAGCCAGGACGGCAGCAGCAAGAACGGACGUGGAGGACGGCGCGGGAUGCUGCACAGGCAAAACAGCGUUGUGUGCAGUCGGGUCCAUUCACUUAACACAAUCAGCUACGUGGACAAUGGGAAAGAGAUCAAACGCUUGAAGCCAAAAAGAGCUGCGUCCUUCUUCAGCCGACAGGCGUCUGCACCCACGUACUCUGCUGUGCAAGUGACAGAGAGUCUGGAGCAGGGUUAAACUCAACUGAUCAGCUCUGCCGCGUUCCUCUCGAAGACCAAACCUGAACAUUUUACACUGAGAUUUAAAGAAAAGACUUGAUACAAGCUUGAGACAUUUAACUGGUAAUAUAUAAACAUGCAAAGGACCAAGUGAGGGAUGUAAGUGCGUGUGACAAUAUUUAUCUUUUGAAGUUGUGAAUAUUAAGAGAGUACAGUAAUGUGAAAAACAAAAGGAUCUAUUAACAGCUAUGCUUCCAAGGUUAAAGUGAAGUGGCUAUUCAUUAGAUAGCCUCUUAGCACCAUAUGAUGGACCUCCUACAUAAGUCUGAGACAAGCCUUAGAGAAAUCCUCAGAUGACUAUGAUAUCACGUGACCUUUUUGAGCUUUCUGCAGCGCUCUGGAGAGGUUUUUACUGCUAUUAUUCAAAAAUGUUUGACCUCAAAUUAGCAUAACCACUUCAUUACCUCUUUUUACUUUAACUCCUCUUGGGGAUUAAACACCAAGAACAUCAGAAUCCCUGUAUAACAUGAAACAUUUUGUUACUCCUCCUCAGAACUGUAAGAGUUUUUUGAAACUCUUUACAGUCAGCAUGACAAACACUUUCAGGGGAAGAUCUAGGGGCGUGUUCCCACUAUUCUGCUUUUUUAAACUGCCAGUGCCUUGUUCUCAUGAAAGGGUGAAGCCACUUUAAAAAAGUACUGGUAGAAACAUUUAGUGCUUGGAAUUACUGAUGAUAAAAAGUCCCUAUGGGAGCACAUUGGCUGUGUUGUGGAGGUUUCUUGUAAGUACAUGUAUUUAAGAGUUUGACAUGAGUAAUAUUUGCUGACAUUUGCAGCUGGUUAUUGUGGAAGGUGGUGCAGGUCCCACAUUUUAAAAUUUGACUUUUUAUUGAAUGCUGAAUUGUGUGAAUUUGGUCUAAACAUGUAAAGCAACAGGAUAAAACAGAUAUUUUAUAAUAUCCAGCCGUAGAGGCCAAAAUUGCAUGUUCACAAUAUCGAGUGCUCAUUGGUGAGCUUAAGUUGAUUUGCACCAACAAAACAAACUACCUGAACUUUACAAGUUCAAGAACUAAAAAUCUAUCUCAUAUAAGCUUUUCUCCUACAGUUAAUGUACUGUACCAUGCUGCUGUUCCUGCUUCUAAAAGGUCUGCAGUUGUCCAGUCAGAAUAUUAUAUUCAAAGUUAAACUUCCAAAUCAGCACCAUCAGUACAAGUCACAUCCAUGCACAGGUCUGAACUUGCCUACCACACACUUGGUCAGACCUGAUCAGCAAAGUAAAACUGAUGCAAUAUCGUACUUGUGCAACUUCUGACAUGAGAGAAGCAAAAAUAAAAGAAACCUUCCUGUUUAACCGUUAUCAGCACUACUUAACACAAACAAAUUCAAACUUCAAACUCAUAUGUAUAUUUGGGUUCGCCAUUUAAAAUUAUUGUUUUCCUUGCAAACACAAUCAUGGUUGACAUUUGAAAGAAGACAGGGAACACUAUCUUUGUAUCAUGUUGCUGAUGCCUUAUUUUCAGCUUUGUGACAGUGCAUUUUUACAUACUCCUGUGGGUUUAUCCAGGAGUAAUGGUAAAAAGGAGGACCGUUUUCUCAACCCAUAAUGAAACAUUUAAUGCCUCAGUUUAUCUGCUAAACUAAGAAUAACUUUAUACUGAGGUACAUGGUUUUCACUGGACAGAGACGAGUUUGCUCUGCGCAUAUGGUGCGGACAAACUGACCAGGAACUUUCAACCAUGCUGUUGAAAUCUCUGUCUGUACACCAAAGCGAGCCUAUCUAACAUGCUGCAACACAGUGUGCUACCUUAACACUCGAGAGACAGAUUCCACAGUCUAAACCUGGCAGAAUCCCUCCAGGUGUGUCUCUCUGAACAUCACCCCAGUCCUAACAGGCAGUUUCUGUCUUUGCUGUACAUUCAACAAAAGCGUUCACCUCACUAAUGGCCAUCAAAGAAGUUAUACAUCUGUAUAACGCUGCCACAUGUCCUCAUUUGAGAUGAGGUGGUAUCAUAUAUUCUUCCUGAUUCUCCUGCGCAUGCAAACUGCAGAAUGUUCUUACAUUUCUAUGCUUUUGACUUGUAACUCAGCUACUGUCUGUAACCUAACUGCAGCAGUCCAGUUUAUUGUUGCUCAUGAACACUAUGCAUGUCACAUUGUAGAAUAGGCAUUCCGACAGACUCCACAUCAUGUGAUACUGCACUAUUAAUACUAAUACACUGUUUAUAAAUCUUUUACAUCUGCGGAUUGUUUUGUAUUGUUUGUUAGCUUUUAUGAGAGAAUAUUUUUACUUUUCUUUUUCAUAUACUCGUCAGUGUUUGUACACUAGAAUGAAGAAAUAGGUCAUUUUAAGCAUUAUCUUCUCAAGCAGUCACUUUUGCAGAAACAUAAAGUGCCUUUUUGUUUGUACUAAGUUGGCAUCUGAAUGACCGUUUUGGUGCUUGGAAACCAGGAAUUUUUGGUAUUGCUAUGGUUUUAAAAAAAAAUUGUGUUUUGUAAUGUUUUUCCCACAUUUUCAACUAGAUGAUGCAUUUCACCUUUCCUAGCUGAUGUGAGUAUAUUGAUAUACUGAAUAACCGUGGUUCCUCUCAGUGCAGUGCUCAGUUAGUUCCGCCUUCAUUAAAAUAUGUCUGAUUGUUGUUGUUUUUUUGUUUUUUUUUAAAUAAACAGAUGCAAAGUG